Messenger RNA from Daldinia caldariorum, 1709 nucleotides. Its product is annotated as galactose-1-phosphate uridylyltransferase. NCBI's taxonomy places the organism in Eukaryota, Fungi, Ascomycota, Sordariomycetes, Xylariales, Hypoxylaceae. Gene Ontology annotation, molecular function: zinc ion binding; UDP-glucose:hexose-1-phosphate uridylyltransferase activity. Gene Ontology annotation, cellular component: cytoplasm. The transcript has 4 exons. Gene Ontology annotation, biological process: beta-D-galactose catabolic process via UDP-galactose, Leloir pathway. The record is from RefSeq and is a predicted model, not a curated record. Bases 546 to 1709 code for a protein of 387 amino acids.
ACCUAUUACCUAACCUAAUGUACAAUACCUAGGUAAGUACCUAACCCACCUACAAGGUACAUAUGUACCUACCUACCCACCUAAGGUACAGUACCUAUUCGGCCGACGUAACCACCGAGAUAACCUCGCACCUGUCCAAUUACAUCAUAGCAUUCCAACAUUCGGGAUACCCCAGGCGGGGUCGUGACGGGUUUUCUUUUCACACCCACAAUCCAACAUAUGUUAGCGUACUAUGGAAGUAUGUAGAUGUCGUACAAUACCCCGUCGACCUACCUACCUAAGGUUAGGAGGUAGGGAGGUAGGUAUCGAACAUCAAACAGAUAGGUAAUCUGGAAUUCAAUGGGCCGAUACCUAUCACAUUCUGACAUAUAAUACCUUACAUCCUCUUGCUUUUCUUUUGAGGCAAAUGUUUGCGCGCAUUGUCUUCUUUUUCUUCUUUGAAUGACAGAGCAGACUUCGUUGAAUUUGCCCAAGCUUCACCUACCAAACCCUAUAUUGAUCAACCAAAAAUUUAUAACGCAGUCUUUGCUUUUCCUCCAGUCGUUAUGCCUGACAAGAUUCUGGAUGAUAUCUCUCAUCGGCGCUACAAUCCGCUAAAGGGAUCAUGGCUUUUGGUUUCGCCUCACAGAACGAAGAGACCUUGGCAGGGCCAGCAAGAAGCUCCAGGGAUCAUCACUCUGCCUGAAUAUGACCCGAAGUGCUACCUGUGUCCUAGGAACUCGCGAGCGCAAGGCGACGCGAAUCCCGAUUACAGCCAGACCUUUGUCUUUGUAAAUGAUUAUAGCGCCGUGAAAGAGCAACAGCAGGAUUAUGUGGCAGAACCUUCAAGCGACGAUAUCGCCUCAUUACUACUCCGUGCCGAGGGCGUUAAAGGCAAAUGUUUCGUUCUGACCUUUUCGCCCAAGCAUAACCUCACCCUUGCCGAUAUGCCCGCGCCCGAAACUCUUCCGAUCGUCGAGACGUGGACGAGGAUUUAUGCCACCCACCUCGCACCGACCAAUCCCCUUUCUCAAGUCGUUGCUAAACUCGAUCUACUAAGUUGGGAGGCGCCUCCCGAGUCCCUAGUACCGCCACCCUCGCAGCAGUUCCGAUAUAUGCAGAUCUUCGAGAACAAGGGCGCCGCAAUGGGAUGCUCCAACCCCCACCCGCACUGCCAAAUAUGGACAACUAGCACACUGCCGGAAGAACCAGCCGCAGAAAUUGUCCAGUUAACCAAGUACAGAGCCGAGCACCAAGGGCGUCACCUGCUGGACGAUUACGUUAAGCUAGAGCUGGAGAAACAGGAGCGUAUCGUGUACCAAAACGAGUCCUUCUUGGUCGUCUGUCCAUGGUGGGCAAUCUGGCCAUUCGAAGUCAUGAUAAUCGCCAAGCGGCAUGUCCGAGCAUUAGUGGACCUGACCAAACAGGAGAGGUUCAUGUUUGCUGACGCGAUACACGAGGUAACGAGGAGAUACGACAACUUGUUUGAGACGAGCUUCCCUUAUAGCUCCGGUAUCCAUCAAGCUCCGCUGGACGGUACGGAGGAGGAAAUCGAAAAUAGCUGGUUCCAUAUGCAUUUUUACCCACCUCUAUUGAGAUCGGCCACCGUAAGAAAGUUCUUAGUUGGAUACGAGUUGAUGGCAGAACCGCAGCGAGACAUAACUCCCGAACAAGCCGCGGCGAGAUUGAGGGAUUGUGCGGGAGAACUAUACCGGAAAAAGCUCCAGUAG